AUGCUUGGCCAAGUUACUUAUGGUUGGAUAGAAAAGCGUUGCAAACAAGCAACUGGUUCUUUUGACAAAGUAUUUGGAGGAAAAUCAUUGAUUUUAACUAGUUAUCCAGGUCAAUUGCCACCAGUAGCAAAUAAGUCUCUUUACCAUGCUAAACCAUCAAACGCUGUUGGUGAACAAGGUUAUCAAGCAUAUCAUAUGUUUGACAAAGUUGUUAAACUCAAUGCAAAUCAACGUGUGCAAGGUAUGACAUCUGAGCAAGUACAAUUCAGAGAUUUGUUAUUACGACUUCGCAAAGGUGACUCAACAGUUGAUGACUGGAAGUUACGUCUGACACGUCAACCAUCGAAUGUCACUAUGUGA
Messenger RNA from Paramuricea clavata, 360 nucleotides. The record is from the annotation of a GenBank genome assembly. NCBI's taxonomy places the organism in Eukaryota, Metazoa, Cnidaria, Anthozoa, Malacalcyonacea, Plexauridae.